GCUGCCUUUGCGCCUCGUGACCGGAGGGCGUCGUGCGCAGGCGCGGAGUCGCUGGAGGCGCACGUGGAGGCCGCGCUGGACGAGCUGGAGGGCCGCUUCGGGCGCGUGGCCGUGGCGCGGCUGGCGGGCUUCCUCACGUGCACAGAGUUCGGCCUGAGCGAGACGGAGCUGCUGGAGCUGCUCAUGCCCACGGCCAACAGCAGCGCCACCCUGCGCCUCGCGCACGGCCACUUCACCUUCUCCUCGCUCUGCGCCGCGCGCCGACGCAUGGCGCCGCUGCUGCGCGAGAAGCUCAUGUCCGGGAAGCUGCUGCUGGGCUGGCGCCACGAGCUGACGGCGGAGGUGGCGCGGCGCCGCUACCUGGGCGCGCAGGACGCGCUGCGCGCCGCCCACGCCGACGUCGCCAACCUCUUCUUCAGCGAGUUCGCCCAGCAGAGCAGCGAGGCCGACACUGAGGAGCCGGCUCCAUCCCCAACAGAAAAUAAGGAGACACCGUUUCAGACUACUAUACCUCCGGACGAUGUUACCUACAGCUUGCGCCACGUGGAGGAGUCCUGGAUUCAUCUCCUCAAGGCCGGGGACAGCGGCCGGCUGAAGCAGUUGACGGUGUGCAACUUCGAUUUCCUGCUGGCGGCCGUUCAGACGGUGUCCGUGAGCUACCUGCGCUGCGUGCUGGAGCACGUGCGCUGCUACCUGCUGGACCGCGACCUGGAGCUCGUCUACUACACCGUUCGCAAGUCUAGCGAUGUGCUCACCCGGGACCCUCUGCAGCUUGGGGCGCAGGUCAUCUGCUGGCUGCGACCCGUCGCCGGCCUUCAUUGCCCAGCCGGUGUUAAACUCAUAGAACCUACUCCAUCUGGACAGCACGUUGUGGUUGUCCCUCAGACAGGGGACCCACAGCUUUGGCACGUUAUGUCAAACACCUUAACCCAUACUUUUAAAGGUCAUAGUGGGCCAGUUCUGUGUUUAGCAAUCACUAAACAGUCUCAGUAUCUUCUUACUGGAUCUGAUGAUAUUUCAAUAAUAGUUUGGGAUCUCAAAAAUUUGAACCUGAAACUUCGAAUAUAUGAGCACAUUGCCCCAGUUCUAAGCUUGACUCCCGCAUUGGGUAACUCAGUGAUUGUGUCAGGAGGUGAAGAUUCUCGAAUCAUCAUCACUUCCUUGCUGACUGGUGAUGUGGUGAUGAAGAUUGACCAUCAUCGUGGCCCCGUCACAUCAGUCAGGGUCAACACAGCGGGGGAUGUGCUCGUGUCUGGAUCAUUGGAUGCCACUGUCUGCCUAUGGUCUUUGGAGAAUUUCAAUUUGCUUAACACAAUCAAUCUGCCCUCCCCCGUGUCAAUGUUGGAUGUAUCAAAUGAUUCAGUGUUCCUACUUGCGGCUUGUGAAGACAAUCAACUGUAUUUACGUUCUUUAGCUACUGGGACUGAAAUCCACAGCUUAAGAGGUCACAAAGCAGAGGUACGCUCUUUGUGUCUGGCUCAAGACAAUUGUCGAGCUGUGGUUGGUGGUUCUGAUGGCAAAAUUUAUAUAUUUGAUAUGCAUAGUGGACGUCUUAGCAGAACCCUUACUAGUCAUGCUACUGAAGUUACUGGUGUCAAAGUUACAGAGAAGGAUGAUUUUCUUCUUAGUGGAGGGGGAAAUCGCAUUACUUUUUGGAGUUUCCGGCGUGAUGAUGCUACUGGUGCCGUAUUGCCCAGCUCAAUAAAUAACAAUCGCAAAACUUCACAGCAGUGUCCACAACCUCAUACUGCAGCUAUUACAUGUCUUGAUAUAUCUCGUGAUGGAACAAUGGCUGUCACAGGAUCUGUGGACAGUUUGGUCAAUAUUUGGCAGUUGAAUACUCAUGAAUUGUAUUCCACUCUAGAAGGUCAUUAUGCUUCAGUUACUUGUGUAGCAUUUUCUCCAAAUGGCCUGUUUGCUGUCUCUGGUUCGGAAGAUAAAUCAGCUCGUGUUUGGGGUCUUACUCUUGGUCUUGUUGUCUCAACAUUUAAGGGCCACCAAGCAACAGUUACAGCUGUUGCAGCAAUGCAAGAUAGCCGUCGUGUGGUUUCAAGUGACCGUCAAGGUGUUCUGGCUGUUUGGCUUGCAGACAAUGCCACUCUGCUUCACUCUUGUAUUGGUCCUGAUAAAUCUUUGGCAGUUACAAACAACAUGAAAUAUGCUGUGUGUGGAAAUGGAGAUAACAGUCUUCGAAUUUGGUCUGUAAAUCGGGAUGAGGAACGCUACACUGUUUCUCAUAGUGAAGAAAUAACUUGCUUUGUGUUGACAAUGGACUCACAGCAUGUUAUCACUGGUUCUCGAGACAUGUCAUUAAAAGUAUGGCAAGUUGCUGGUGGAAAGCUAGCUCAGGUGCUUGUUGGACAUUCUGACCAUGUAACCUGUGUGGCAGUAUCUAUAUUGAAUAAAUCACUGGUUGUAUCAGGCUCAAGAGAUGCGAAUCUUAUUGUGUGGGAUAUCAAUACUGGAAAUGAUAUCCAUGUUCUCACUGGUCAUUUAGGUUACGUCACAUGUGUCAAAGUGGCUGGAGAUGGCAGUUUAGCUGUUUCAGGUUCUGAAGACAAAAGCAUUCUUGUAUGGGAUACAAAGCGGGGACAGUUGCUUUCUUCUCUUCAACUUCAUGUCCCAAUUUUAAAUCUUGAAAUGUCGACUGAUGCAUCUCGCAUUACUGUUCAUUUAUUGGAGAACAGACAUUUGCCUAUAAUUUGUUUACAUAACACACCAGCAACAUAUGUCAAAAUACCUGUUUAUGUUGCUCCAGCUAAGGAAGUUGAAGAUUUAAGACCAUCUGCACCUAAACGACCUAUGAGAAGACUCUUGAAGAAAGAAGUAUCAUUGGAUACUUACACUUGGCAGAAGAAAUAUGGUCAUCUUACUUCCUCUAUCAUGAUGGCAACUGUAGAGGAAAGACUGAAACGCCGUUUUUCUGUCUCUGCAAGUAUGGAAGAAAUUUCGAAAAUUCCAUCUAAAGGGAGCAUGGGCUCCCAGGGGUUGGGACCAGAACAGGCAGCCCUUGCUCAAUCACAACAUUUUGACCAGCUAGAAGCUUUAUGGAAUAAACGUUCCCCUCCUCGCCGUCGUCACAAUCAGUCGCUAUCCAAACAGAACUCACGAUCCAGUCGACGAGAUUCUUCUGAGACAGAUGAACGUACUCCAUGUGAGGAGGUUGUAGGUGUGUGUCAGCCUUGUAACGGAAAACAUUCCAAAUCACCUGAUCGCUUGCGCAGCAGAGAUCCACGUCUUACUCAGUCCUGUAUAACUCAAUGACAAAUAUUUUACUUGAAAGUCAAUUUAGUAUAAAACAUGAAUAUUGUGCCAUAGUUGUAGUUCAAUAAAUUAUGGCAGUUUGUUCAUGUUUUUGGCAGUGCUAAAUUGUUAGUUUUAUAUAUUUUAAUUAAUUUUAAUAAUACAUUACAAUCAGUUGUGAAUGACCCAAGUACUUAUUUGCACAAUUUAAUCUACAAUUCAAAGAAUAUCACAAAGUGAUAAAGAAUUAUUGUUGUUAGUAGUACACUACCUGGUAUGAUUACGAAUAAGCUGUUUGCAUUCUAUAUCAAUGUCACACAGAGAGAACUUCAAAAUAUAACAGUAAGUGGUUUGUGCAGAGUUGUAAAAAUGUUUAUAUUGUACAUUUAUUGUGUAAAGUUAUAGAUAUUUUUAAAAAAUAUAUGUUUUGUUAAUUUUAUU
Molecule: messenger RNA, 3684 nt
Organism: Gryllus bimaculatus (two-spotted cricket)
Lineage: Eukaryota; Metazoa; Arthropoda; Insecta; Orthoptera; Gryllidae
Source: the annotation of a GenBank genome assembly